Molecule: messenger RNA, 516 nt
Organism: Nicrophorus vespilloides
Lineage: Eukaryota; Metazoa; Arthropoda; Insecta; Coleoptera; Silphidae
Product: alpha-tectorin-like
Exons: 3
Coding region: 49-435 (128 amino acids)
Source: RefSeq, a predicted model, not a curated record
CGCACGAGUGAACGAGCACAGUCUGACGAACGUCGAGUGUUGGACAACAUGAAAUUAUUAACUGCAAUUUUCUCGCUAAUCUGCGUUUCAUGUGCAAUCGCGUGCCCCGAAUUUUCGGAAUAUGUCUGCGGAACGAAAUGUCCGAAAUCGUGUGAUAAUUUGCAUAUAAUGAUAAAAUGCAUCAGUGGAUGCGAUUAUGGAUGUUUUUGCAAGGAAGGUUAUGUUUUUGACAAAAAUGGAUCCGAUAAAUGCGUGCCCACAGAAUCCUGCUAUUCGUAUUGUGACCGCGAGAAGCACGAAACUUACUACGAUACGGUCUUAUGCGAAUGUUCCGAUCCCAAAGACUUUAAAACCUGUGCCAAGUGCGUUCCCGGUUGUUUUUGUAUCCAUGGUUACAAACGUAACGACCAAGGUGUUUGUGUACAAGAAGAAUAAGUUGCCAUAACGAUGUAACCGGUUUUUUGCUUACAAUUAAUUGUUAAUAAAUGAUUUUGUAUAUAAACAAAAUGGUAAUUA